This is a messenger RNA of Adelges cooleyi (spruce gall adelgid), 1346 nucleotides long. RefSeq lists its product as uncharacterized. Gene Ontology annotation, cellular component: nucleosome. Gene Ontology annotation, biological process: nucleosome assembly. Gene Ontology annotation, molecular function: DNA binding; structural constituent of chromatin; protein heterodimerization activity. The transcript is spliced from 3 exons. The coding region runs from base 40 to 1062 and encodes 340 amino acids. The record is from RefSeq and is a predicted model, not a curated record. NCBI's taxonomy places the organism in Eukaryota, Metazoa, Arthropoda, Insecta, Hemiptera, Adelgidae.
UUCAGUCUACCGCAGCUCUCCGAACGACAAUCAGCAACAAUGACCGGACGCGGCAAAGGAGGAAAAGGUUUGGGAAAAGGAGGCGCCAAACGUCAUCGUAAAGUGCUCCGGGACAACAUCCAAGGAAUCACCAAGCCGGCCAUUCGUCGGUUAGCCCGCCGCGGUGGUGUCAAACGUAUCUCCGGCCUGAUCUACGAAGAGACCCGCGGAGUGUUGAAGGUGUUCCUGGAAAACGUAAUCCGCGACGCCGUCACCUACACCGAGCACGCCAAGAGGAAGACCGUCACCGCCAUGGACGUGGUCUACGCUCUGAAACGCCAAGGCCGCACUCUGUACGGAUUCGGAGUCACUAUGGCACCAGGAGGUAAAUCCGCAGGCAAGGCCAUGAAGAAGUCCGGCAAGGCGCAGAAAAACAUCACCAAGUCCGACAAGAAGCGCAAGCCGAAGAGGAAAGAAUCGUACGGUAUUUACAUCUACAAGGUGUUGAAACAAGUCCACCCCGACACCGGCGUUUCCUCCAAGGCGAUGAGCAUCAUGAACAGCUUCGUCAACGACAUUUUCGAACGCAUCGCCGCCGAAUCCAGCCGUCUGGCCCACUACAACAAGCGUUCGACCAUCACCAGCCGGGAGAUCCAGACCGCCGUCCGUCUGCUGUUGCCCGGUGAAUUGGCCAAGCACGCCGUCAGUGAAGGCACCAAGGCCGUGACCAACUUCAGUCUACCGCAGCUCUCCGAACGACAAUCAGCAACAAUGACCGGACGCGGCAAAGGAGGAAAAGGUUUGGGAAAAGGAGGCGCCAAACGUCAUCGUAAAGUGCUCCGGGACAACAUCCAAGGAAUCACCAAGCCGGCCAUUCGUCGGUUAGCCCGCCGCGGUGGUGUCAAACGUAUCUCCGGCCUGAUCUACGAAGAGACCCGCGGAGUGUUGAAGGUGUUCCUGGAAAACGUAAUCCGCGACGCCGUCACCUACACCGAGCACGCCAAGAGGAAGACCGUCACCGCCAUGGACGUGGUCUACGCUCUGAAACGCCAAGGCCGCACUCUGUACGGAUUCGGAGGUUAAUUCCCGACGACCGUUCGCUUUGCACCCUACCUACUGUUCUUUAAAACGGCCCUUUUCAGGGCCACCAUUUUAUAUUAUUUACAAUAUUAUCGGUUAACGUUCAUAUGUCAUUUAAUGCAGUCGAGUAUAUUUAAUGAGUGUUCUAAGUAUAUAUACCGUAUAAACUAACAUAACGUUAUAGUGUAUUGCCUUUAUAAUAACAUACACGAGUAGUUUUAACGGUAUACUAUGUAAUUGUUCAAAUUAAUAUUUUAUAGUACAUACAGAAUAAUAUGUACUCCGUA